CUUUUAAUUGACGCUUCCUCCCCCCCCCCCCGCCGCUCCCGCCCCACUCAAACACCCCUCCUCUCCUCGGAGUUCUCUCCUUUUUCUCCGUGUCAUCGCCGGCCACCCAACGACGAUCUCAAACAUGGUAGAGAUCGAAGAAGCAUCCACCGGCUCCGAUGAUUUGUCCCCACUGUUAUCUAACCGGAAAACCGAUCCGAUUCCGUCAACCAGGACUAAGUCGGUUAAGGCCAAGGUCCCGGAGGUCAAGGUCCACCUGUAUAAGCAAGGCAAGGGUCCGAUCGACGAAUUCACAUCGUCCUUAGGUGGAUGGGAGCAAGACCAGCUGGAGGUUCGUGAUAUUCUAGACAAAUACGGGUUCAAAUCGGUGUAUGCAUUCAAACCGGAGACGGGACGGGGUGUUCCUAUCAGAUUCAAUCCCCGUAACGGACGAUCGAUUCUUACCUAUAGAGAUGGAACCGAGAUCUAUAUUGAUGGAGAACCUAAGGACUCCUUGAUCCAACCUAUUACCAGGAUAUUGGUUGGUGUUGCAGUGAUCACCAUAUUGAUAGUAUUGGUGAUGAAAGAGUCUCCAGAAUGGGCAAAAAAGUUGAACAUCACUGGUGGUAAUAUCCCACCAUUGGUCCUGGCUGCUGCGGUUAUCUUGUUCUCACGCGUGAGGAAGAGGACUAAGGAUUUCUUUGGAAAACGUCCCUGAUGAACUGAUUCUUAACCACAGGCGACUGAAUUUUCUCAAAAUUUUUGCAUGCUUUGUUUGUGCUUAAUACUAUAGUUUCUGGAUUCACAUGUUAUAUAUAAGUUAAUCUAAUCUUAUAAUCCAGUCGUGUA
Molecule: messenger RNA, 828 nt
Organism: Solanum dulcamara
Lineage: Eukaryota; Viridiplantae; Streptophyta; Magnoliopsida; Solanales; Solanaceae
Exons: 2
Coding region: 125-697 (190 amino acids)
Source: RefSeq, a predicted model, not a curated record